This is a messenger RNA of Pararge aegeria (speckled wood butterfly), 7303 nucleotides long. It is a transcript of the gene CanB, whose product is annotated as calcineurin subunit B type 2. Bases 281 to 829 code for a protein of 182 amino acids. Gene Ontology annotation, molecular function: calcium-dependent protein serine/threonine phosphatase regulator activity; calcium ion binding. NCBI's taxonomy places the organism in Eukaryota, Metazoa, Arthropoda, Insecta, Lepidoptera, Nymphalidae. The record is from RefSeq and is a predicted model, not a curated record. The transcript is spliced from 6 exons.
AGUGGAAAACAAUAAUCAUAAUAGUGUUUUUAAAAAUCGUUUUUUAGCGCAACAUGUGAUAUAGGGCGAUUGAGGAUACAAACAGAAUCUUAUAAUCCACGACUUCCUCGACUGGCAAUAUAUUCUACCUGUCAAAAUUAUUUAGAUCGAUUUGAUGGUGUGAUUUGCAGCAAAGUAAUUCUGCACUAAAAUCUAUAAUUCUAAGCUCGUUUUAGGAUCAGUGUCAUAUUUCACUGUUUGUAAAUUAAUUUUUAACCAAGUGUAAGCGAAAUCCAGCAUCAUGGGCAAUGAAAAUUCUCUUCCUAUGGAGCUCUGCUCAAACUCACGUGUUAACUGCAUUGAUUUUAAGGUGGAGAACUUCGACGCGGACGAGAUCCGGCGGCUCGGCAAGCGGUUCCGCAAGCUGGACCUGGACAACUCGGGCGCGCUGUCCAUCGACGAGUUCAUGUCGCUGCCGGAGCUGCAGCAGAACCCGCUCGUGCAGCGCGUCAUCGACAUAUUCGACGCGGACGGCAACGGGGAGGUGGACUUCAAGGAGUUCAUCCAGGGCGUGUCGCAGUUCAGCGUGAAAGGCGACAAGCUGUCGAAGCUGCGCUUCGCGUUCCGCAUCUACGACAUGGACAACGACGGCUUCAUCUCCAACGGGGAGCUGUUUCAGGUGCUGAAGAUGAUGGUGGGCAACAACCUCAAGGACACGCAGCUGCAGCAGAUCGUGGACAAGACGAUCCUCUUCGCCGACAAGGACGAGGACGGCAAGAUCUCCUUCGAGGAGUUCUGCAACGUGGUGGGCAACACGGACAUACACAAGAAGAUGGUCGUGGACGUGUAGACGCCUCCGUAUCCCCAUUACUUCUCGAGAAUAUUGUCGUUUUACUACUUCCAGCGAAAUUUCAGGGUUUUCACGUAGCUCAUGCUACCAUACUACAUUACAUUACGAUUGUAAAUCUCUGCAGAUGCAAUGCUCGGUCGGCCAAUAGUUACUUGACCUUGCUGCGUCUUGUGUACGCAUUGUUGUGAUUCUGGCCACGGCCGCUGUGUCGAGUAGCUGUGGCAUGUUCCUGUCCUAUAGUCUAGUACUACCCUUACUGGAAUACUAGUCUAUCGGCUGAUCGAGUGUUGUUUGCGGGGAACAUUAAGCAAUUAACCGCCUACGUUAAAUUAUAUCUCAAAUAGUCUCCAGUGUUUAAAACCAGUAGUUUCGAUAUAAUGACGUCCUUUUCUCGAGAAUUAGAUGGAAGGUAGACUUCUUGUCCUCUCGCUCUAGCUAGAACACUAUUCAAAUUUUGCGCGCGCUGCGUCCCAUGUGUCUUAGAGCCUCUGCACAGGAUGGCUUACUACGACGAAGGUUACAAUUAUGUGCAACAAGCACAUAAUUGUAACCUUCGUCCAUAAAUUUACAGCAAUUUUAAACAUCUACAAGCUAGAUAUAAUUUAUCUAAUAAAGAGCAUCGGUCCAUUUUGCUUUAACGCAUGCUACGACGUGACGUGUGUAAUGACGUACUGAGCGUGCGUGCGGGUUGCUCAUGCAUAAAGCUCAUCAUGUACAAAGGCUCUUAUAUUUUAUCGACGAGAAGACGGCGGGGAAACGGCGACCUGGAGUUGCUUAGCUCUCCGAAACACUUAAUUCCAAUGCAGCAAACCGCGUUGCUACAUUUUUACGUUGACUAUAAAGUUUCGAACCUUCCGUGGUAUUUAAUACUUACAACUUUUAAACAUCAACACUACUUCCUGGGCGCACUCCGCGUCAUGUAAACGAGCUCUCAUAAGCAAGGCCGUUAUUCGUCUUAUCUUUGUUGCGUGUUAAAACAAAUGCAGGCAUUUGUGAAGUACAAAUAGACACGUUGGGCGCAGCCAGCGUGGCUAUCAUCCUCCAUUAAACAUUAAUACUUAAAAAUAAGACAAACAUAUUUACUUUAUAUUAUACAUAGUUAUACAAAGUUAUAGGAAACUUAUUGUAGUCAAAUCGAGUGUAAUUUUUUUUAUUAUUUUGUUGCUUUAAUUUUAGUUUGUAUUGUUAUUUAGUGUUUUAUGUUGGAACAUUAGGUGUCGGUUCGGUCGCAGAUCGCUGUAGAGCCAGUGCGGAAGUGAGAUUUGCCUCACGCACGCCGGUGGUUGGUGCACUGUAGUUUAGUCCAACAUUUGCUCGCUGGUAAUCGAGGAGUAGUUUUCGAGUAUAGGAAUACUCAAAAAACACAGUAAAAUGGAUCACAUUUAAAUUUUAUUAAAACUUUAUUGCUUACAAUUCUUCAGCUAGGGCUUUUGGAAAACCUUUGCAGAAAAAAUGGGAAUACAGGAUUUGCGCUCCUUAAACGUUAGUGACGUUAGGUCCAUUUUACUUUAACGGUAUGGGGUUUUAAUAUAGCGAGCAAAUCCUGUACUCAGGCUAUUGCCUUGUAUUGCUCUGUGCUAAAAGAUUCAAACAAACUUAACCUUAGAUACACUAAUGAGAGAUUAUUAAACACCGAAACUUCCUUGCUUACGGUUACAUUGAGAUUUGUUUCUAUAAAGUAACGUCAAUACAGUAGUCCUUCAAACCCGUAAGUUUGCCGACAACUGCGCUGGCUAACUUCGAUGUUCCGAAACCGUAUUUUGCUGCAGCCCCCCUAGCACGAAUCUAGUAAUGUUUUGACCGAUCAUCGCAACGUAUAGCUCAGCUGGGAAAAACUUUUUCUACGAAAUCCGCACCCAUAACUACAUUUCGUUCGAUAGCGCGGAAAAGUUAUUCAGUUGAUUUUCCAUUACAAUUUCAAAACGCGAAUCUAUGAAAUCGUCAAAUGUAAUCGUAAAAAUACUUUAGUUACAUAUUCAACAGCCAAGUUUAAUAAACUAAAAUGUAUGGUUUGAAAACUGUGCUAAAAUUUUCCUCGUUAUAGUGAUGAAUAAUUGUGUUUCGGACAGCCGUUUGCGUGUCUAUCGCCACUCAGGGUUCUACUUUGAAUCAUCUCAGUUGUAGUACCUUUUGCUCGGUAUUCAGUAAAGCACUCGAGCCAAUUAACAACUAAGCAGCGUUGCUUUUAAGUAACUGUCGUCGAAAUAUUGCAUUGCAGUCCCCGAUUGAAUCGACUAGAAUAGUUAUAUUCAGUACAACAUCUUUUAAUUACUCGGUUAAACCGGUAUUGUCCGAGACAAACAAGGGACACCGCUUCCAACGAUUAUCGCUAUCGUUAUCUAAAGAAUGUAAGAAUCUGUGGCCUCGUAGCUGCAGCCAGGCGGGUGUCAAUAAUGCUGGUGACGUCAUCGAAACUAUAACUAUCAACAAUGUGAGUGCUGCCCUAGGUUUGCAAAAUACUACUUCAAAGGCCUAGCUAGAACUGAUCACACGUCUGCAUACAGCGUCCAGUGUACGCAUCGCUUUUUCAGACUCUUCGAUAGAUUUAUUGCUGGACAAUCGCUUGUAGGGAUUUAAUUUCGUCAGUCUAUAAGUGCGGUGCGUUUUCGAGUGAAGAUUCCUGCACUUUGGGCCCUUUAAUUCCUAAAAAAAUAUUUUAAUUAUUUAAUAUAAACGUUUUCAGUAUUUACUUGAAAGUUUAACAGCGUACGCUCUAUAUUUAUUCCGCGCGUGCUUAUAAAUGUGUGAUCAGGUUUAUAGUCUUGAUGAUAUGACUACCAAUUCAAUAAUGCAUUCUUUCUAUAAUAUUUUCUUUGUCCUGGCCCUGACUCUCUUUCGCAUUGGCACAUGGCAACUCCACCAAACUGUCGCGUCACAUUUGACACCGCUUAUACGAGUGCUGCCAAAUUGGACGUCACUGCGAGUGUGAUGGCGCUUGUUUGUCGAGGCCAGUACAGAGGUAUACCUUUCGACCGUCUGUAGGACGAUCUACUUCUUAUAUUAUAUAUCCAACACAUAGCUGUUUAUGAACACUUCUGUAAUGGUACAAAAUACGUGUAAUUUAUUACAAUUCUAGCGAAUACAAAUGUACAUACCAUACAUAUAAAAUGAAUAAAUGAUAAUACCAACACAAAAUACCACACCUCGUGGCAAGAACCAUAGACAAGUUAGGUUAUUGAGUUGCCUGGUGAAAAUCGAUUGGUGGAAGGUAAAUAUACGCCUAGGAAUAUUCUUUGAUUAGGCGUUACUUACUUAGGCAUUGCCUUGUUCGACGUGAGUGAAAACGGGCAUUAGUCUCUUUGAAAAGGGUUUUUUUCUGAAUAGAUACUUAAUUCGUAUUAAUGAUGAUUGCAGCCACUGAGCUAAUCGGCGAAAUCAUUAUCAGAUCUGGCAUGAAAUGCACAUAUUUAUUUUAAAAUCAGCUGAAUUAAAGAUUAUUGUACUCAAUUUUUUUUCCGAUGAACUAGCUUUUAAAUGUAUCGAAUUCCAAUCUAUAACUUUUGAUAUAUUCUGAAAUACUAAUAGCACCGAAAUUCGUUAAAAGCAAAUUAAGAAUAUUAAUUGAUUAAGAUUUUAAUAGUUUUAAGUCUAAUACACAUGUACGUGAAGUUUUUGUAUCGCUUUUCGUUUGCUCACUGGCCGCGGUCCCGGCUCGCGUCUCCGCUCGAGCCGACACGGAAGCGAGCGCACGAGAAUCUUAAAUCUCUAGUCACAUUUGUUGUGAAUUCAAUAUUUUACUCUUACGACUAUAUAUAAUUGCUGUCGUUUUAAAUUCAAAAGGCCUUUGUCCGCUAUGACACAGGGACCCGACGCUAUAUAAAGCUGAAAUCGAUGAAACCCAACGAGUCAACCGAGGGGGCCCUAGUAUACUUACUUUUUUUGAUUAAUGAAUGUUGGAUGGCCAACGGGAACCCUCUAAAGUCAUUGGGCCAAUAUGUACCUGCGUACCGAUGUCGAUAUUAUUUUUACUGUUUAAAUGGUUUAAAUGUGGUAGCGGAGGAAGGCCUUAUUUUAAAAUUACAAAUAUUCGACCGCUUAGUGGCUAUGUCGCUACUUACCGAUCGCUGGAGAGCUGAGUUGCACAGGCGAUUUUUGCAGUUGCACGACGGAGACACGCCACUUUCCCAUUGCUCAGGCGAUAGAAAAGUUGAAAAAUCUCGACUAGAAAGAUCAUUUGCUAUAUAUAUUUUGUUACCGUGCGUUGUGCGAGCUUUUGUCAGGCAAGAUCAUCAAUUCGCGGACCAAACAUAGUUUCUGGAGCACAACUUUAGGUAUUCGUCAUUAAGUACGCACCAUACUGUUCUUUAGCCUCAGUGCAAGAUUCGCCCGCUCGCAAUCGAGGAGUCGCUUUCGAGAAUGGAAAUUCGUGAGUAUUGGGGUAGAAUGUAUUUUAUUUGCGUUGAGUUAAGAGUACAUGAUUUGCGACUCUGUCACUCAAAGCAAGUGACAUUAGGUAAAUUAUACUUUGACUUUAUAGAGUUUAAUACUUACUCGAAAACGAAUCCUCGAUUGCGAGCGUGCACAUCUCGUACUAAGGCUACUGCUUGCCGACGCGAAUGCUCCGGUGAGUACCGUCCGUGAGGCAACUGCACUCGUCUCUGCGAAACAGAAACCAAACCAAGCGAUCAAGCCGAUAUAAGCCGUCAAGCGGUCAUAGCCUUUUGAUAUAAUAUACAGGGUUAUUCGAAAAAUAUAAACCUUAUAAGACCAACACAACUGGUACUUAUUUGCCGAUAUUUUUUAAAGUUGUUUCUUAUUAAUCUCGUUUUAAUUUUUACUAUAUUCAAUUCAAUAAUGUCUCUUGCAAAAGUACUGUAGCUAUAUAUAGUACAGGAUUUUGCGAACCGAGUGACAUUAGAACUAUUUAACUUUGACAAUACAUAGUUUGGCAAUCUAUUUCUCUUUUCCUCCUUUUUUACUAAGGCAACUUACUGGUUAUAUUGCAGAUUGUGGACUCAAAUGUAACGUCUCUAUAACUAUAUCAAUUAAGAAAAUAACCCUGUAUUUUUAUAAAAAUAAACUUACUAAUAUAUUGAGUGUGCAUGAUCUGAAGUUGAUUAACUAAAAAGACAAUUGGGCGGAAGUGUGGCCGCCGUGUCGCGGCCACGCGUGCUGUUUGUAAAUCAAGAUUAACAAUAUUAAUUGUAAUGUUAAGAGUUUCAAUUUAUUGCCUUACUGUGGGAACAGCGACCAACUAUUUUAUUAUUCUUCCUUUUAUUGUUGCGUCACUACUACAAAGUAGUUUAAUGUACAAGUGUUGGAAAUACAGACAUAAUAUGUUACACGUCUUUAUGUAAACAAUCUUUUUGAUUCGUUUUAAUGUUAAGUGUGCGUAAAUAAUAAUUAAAGCACACAUCUUCGUUUUUCCUUCAUUUUACACUAGUAUUUAUACUUUUUAAAACAUACUUUACAAUGGCAUCGAUAAUAUUGUUUACCUCAUACGACAGCUAAGAAAUGUUCAUGUAUUUAUUGCUGUUGUUUAUAUAAUUUGUAACUGGUCAGCUAGAAUUGAGUUGUACAUGUAAAUGUUAAGAAGUAAAUUGCCAUGUGAAUGGUAAUUUUUAAUAUCUGCGAUUGUCGUUGUUCCCAAUGGAGAACCCUGGAGUGUACCGUUCGUUUGGCCCACAGGGUGCCAACGUAUAUCGUAUUAGCUAUUAUCUCGGGCGCACUUGUAACACCCGAAACGACAGACCACGACGCAGGACGGGCGGGAUACUUAGUCUUUUACUAAAGCUAUAUAGUUGCUCGUCGGUACUCAACCGACGAGCAACUAUAUAGCUUUAGUAAAAGACUCGCUCGCAAUCGAGUAUUUAUUUCGAGUAUGAAAGUACCAGAAGGUCGAAGUAAAAUGGAUCUUAUUUAUAUUAUAUUAAAGUCCAAAUUUAACUACAACUCUUAAGGUAGGCCUUUUGUCGUUAAUUUCGUAAAACAAAAAUCAAAAGUACAAGAUUUACUACUCUAAAACUCGUCCUAGGACCAUAUUACUUUGACGAUGCUGAUUUUGAUACGCGAAAACGACUCCUCGAUACUAUACUGUAAGAUUUGGUCACUCGCUCGCGUGCUAGUCUUGUAGUAUGGCUACAGUUUCCAACAACAUGGUGUUGGGUAUUUGUAGUAUUUCUUGCUAUAGAAUAUCUUAAGCUUUUAAUAAAUUAUAUCCGUGAACACAAGGACCGACACAAUACGGCCACGCAAUGCUAUGUGGUCUGGUCUGUGAUUGUUUUUGAAAAUUCUCCUACGACUAUGAUUUAAUAAAAAUUAUAAAACUAUGUGACCAGAGACACACUAUCAGUAUCCAACACGCACUGUGACACCCCAAUGUCACAGUGCGCGUGGCGUUGGGUCGGUGUUACAGAUGCGUCCGGCCUUCAGUUGAUGUCGUGUCGUCCGCUCAUCUCCAUCGUAGGUAGAGUGUCUUUAAGUCUGUUCUCAACUGGAACUGAUUAUAAGUUUUAAUAAAUUUCCAAAUUUCAA